AUGGCGAAUGGCGGUCACGGUGUGGUUGUAAACGGGGUUGGUGCACCUGGUGCUGGCACCCUUUCGAGGGAAGAAAGACGUCGACGCAGAAGAGCGACGCAAAAAUAUCGAACUGCACACGCCACGAGGGAAAGGGUUCGAGUAGAAGCUUUCAAUUUAGCCUUCGCAGAGCUUCGGAAGCUUCUGCCAACUUUGCCACCGGACAAGAAACUCUCGAAGAUCGAGAUCCUACGACUGGCCAUCUGCUAUAUCGCCUACUUGAAUCACGUCCUCGAGGCUUGA
Molecule: messenger RNA, 282 nt
Organism: Bombus huntii
Lineage: Eukaryota; Metazoa; Arthropoda; Insecta; Hymenoptera; Apidae
Product: helix-loop-helix protein 1-like
Exons: 2
Coding region: 1-282 (93 amino acids)
Biological process (GO): regulation of transcription by RNA polymerase II
Molecular function (GO): RNA polymerase II cis-regulatory region sequence-specific DNA binding; protein dimerization activity; DNA-binding transcription factor activity, RNA polymerase II-specific
Source: RefSeq, a predicted model, not a curated record